This is a messenger RNA of Stegodyphus dumicola, 1193 nucleotides long. RefSeq lists its product as uncharacterized. The record is from RefSeq and is a predicted model, not a curated record. Lineage: Eukaryota; Metazoa; Arthropoda; Arachnida; Araneae; Eresidae.
ACUGUAGAAAAUCAACUAAAAGAGACUUUGGCUGAGAGAGCAAAAAUUCGAAAUGAGCUCGCUGGAUCUAAAUCUUGCAAUAGCAGGCUAGUGGCGGAAAUUUCAGCUCUUAAACAAGAAUUGCAGUCAUUAUACAAUAAAGCAAAUGAUAAUAAUAUUUUAAUUGACACGCUUACAAGAAAACAUAAGCAUAUCCAAGAAAGUAUUGAAGCUGAAAAGAAUAUUAUCCAGCGAAAUGCUGAUCGUUAUAACGAUGAACUCAGAAAGCUGAAACGAAAUCAUGAAGAAGACAUCAAAAUACUCGAUAAACUUCAGUUUAUGGUAUUUGAAAGGAAUCGCAUGAUUCUGGAGCUGCAAAAUGACACUACAGAAGGAUUAAAGACUUAUGUAGGUUGCGAAGAUGAAAAGACGGACUUCGCUUCAGAGGCAGAAGGAAAAACAGAAUCUGAAAAUGUGCCCGAAGCAAACGCAAAAUCUGUGGAUUCAAAGACUGUACAAUCUAAGACGGAUGUGAAUAAUUUAGAAGAUAAUAAAGAAAGUAAAGAGCAAGACGACAACAAAAGACAGUCAAAAAUUCAGAAACUCUCUAUAGAAUGUGCAAAGUAUAAAGCAUUACUGGAAGCUGCCCGAAUGGAAAGUGAUCAUAUAGAAUGUAUAAUCUCGAUGCAAGAAAGCAAGAUGAAUGAAAUAGCUAUGCAAGUUAUUGAAACAGAACGAUUGAUCGCAACGAAGAAUAUAGAAAAGAAAGAACUACUGGAAAAACUAAAGAAUCUCCAGAAAGCGAUUUCUGCAAAAAAGAAAAAAGCGAAGCUCUAUCUUCCACCCCAAAAUCGACUAGAAGAAUUACGAAUUAAAACUGAUGCCCAUAGAGAAGAAAAUGAUUUUCUGAGGAAUUUCUUACGGAAUACCUUGAAAAACAGAGGAGCAGAUUUUGUGCUUUAUCAAAAAUUAGUAUCGAAUGCAAAAGAAUAUUUUAUCAAUGCCUUGCAAGAUGUAACAAAUACCUUAAAGCAGAAAAAUUCCCCCGGAAGUGUUGAUUCGAAUAAUAUCGAUACACAUGAAGAAUUCACAUAAAAAGUACUUAAAGAUUCUUUACCAAAUAUUAAAUUUAAAAAAAUUCAUUAACUCAUUAUGUCGCAGCAAAUUAUUAUUUCUGUUUGCAAAGUAAAAAUACAACACCGUACACGAUGAAU